GCGGGCUCUCUGCUGGAACUACAUGGCCCAUGAGGCUCUGCGCGGGCGCCGCUUUCCACCGGAAGGAGGCUCGCAGAGGAGGGGGAGGAGCGCGGAAGGGAUUGUGGGAAAAAGGGUCGUUCCUUUCCGUUUGGCGGCAGCCAUCAGGUGAGCCGAGAUGGGCGCUUACAAGUACAUCCAGGAGCUGUGGAGGAAGAAGCAGUCGGACGUGAUGCGCUUCCUGCUCAGGGUGCGCUGCUGGCAGUACCGCCAGCUCUCGGCGCUGCACCGGGCCCCGCGCCCCACCCGGCCCGACAAGGCGCGCAGGCUGGGCUACAAGGCCAAGCAAGGUUACGUGAUAUAUCGCGUUCGCGUGCGCCGCGGUGGCCGCAAACGCCCGGUCCCGAAGGGCGCCACCUACGGCAAGCCCGUCCACCAUGGCGUCAACCAGCUCAAGUUUGCCCGGAGCCUUCAGUCUGUUGCCGAGGAGAGAGCUGGACGCCACUGUGGGGCCCUGAGGGUCCUGAAUUCUUACUGGGUGGGUGAAGAUUCUACGUACAAAUUUUUUGAGGUUAUCCUCAUUGAUCCCUUCCAUAAAGCUAUCAGAAGAAACCCUGACACCCAGUGGAUCACCAAACCAGUCCACAAGCACAGGGAGAUGCGGGGGCUGACGUCUGCAGGCAGGAAGAGCCGCGGCCUCGGCAAGGGCCACAAGUUCCACCACACGAUCGGUGGCUCUCGCCGCGCAGCCUGGAGAAGGCGCAAUACUCUCCAGCUCCACCGCUACCGCUAAUAUAAGUAAUGUUUGUAAAAUUCUUACCUAAUAAACAGUUUAGGACAUCCA
Messenger RNA from Lagenorhynchus albirostris (white-beaked dolphin), 823 nucleotides. RefSeq names its product ribosomal protein L15 (gene RPL15). Lineage: Eukaryota; Metazoa; Chordata; Mammalia; Artiodactyla; Delphinidae. Gene Ontology annotation, molecular function: structural constituent of ribosome; RNA binding. Gene Ontology annotation, cellular component: ribosome; cytosolic large ribosomal subunit. Gene Ontology annotation, biological process: cytoplasmic translation. The transcript is spliced from 4 exons. Bases 158 to 772 code for a protein of 204 amino acids. The record is from RefSeq and is a predicted model, not a curated record.